Myiozetetes cayanensis is the source of this 3069-nucleotide messenger RNA. It is a transcript of the gene DYNC1I1, whose product is annotated as dynein cytoplasmic 1 intermediate chain 1. The record is from RefSeq and is a predicted model, not a curated record. The transcript is spliced from 18 exons. Gene Ontology annotation, biological process: transport along microtubule. Gene Ontology annotation, molecular function: dynein light chain binding; dynein heavy chain binding. Lineage: Eukaryota; Metazoa; Chordata; Aves; Passeriformes; Tyrannidae. Gene Ontology annotation, cellular component: cytoplasmic dynein complex. Bases 197 to 2212 code for a protein of 671 amino acids.
CGGCGGCGGUCCUGCCGCAGCGGCGGGCGGUACGGCACGGCACGGCACAGCUCGGCUCAGCACGGCUCAGCUGCCGGCCUCAGCCGUUCGGUCAGCGAGGCAUCCCUCCGCUCCCCCGGCGGCCAGGGCUCGGUGAGGGCUGCGCGGCUCCGGGAGCCCCUCCACAUCUCCCGGGCGCCGGCGGAGCGGAGUCAAAAUGUCAGACAAAAGUGAUUUAAAAGCAGAACUUGAGCGCAAAAAGCAACGUUUGGCUCAGAUAAGAGAAGAAAAGAAACGGAAGGAAGAAGAAAGGAAGAAGAAAGAGGCUGAUCUACAGCAAAAGAAGGAGCCAGCUCAGGAAGAUUCUGACCUAGACCGUAAAAGAAGAGAGACAGAAGCUUUGUUACAGAGCAUUGGUAUAUCCCCAGAACCACCUCUAGUGCAGUCGCUGCAUGUGUUAACAUGGGAUACCUGUUAUUUUCAUUAUUUAGUCCCAACCCCUAUGUCUCCCUCUUCGAAAUCAGUGAGCACACCCAGUGAUGCAGGCAGCCAGGACUCAGGGGAUCUGGGACCCAUAGGAAGGGCUUUCUGUUAUUCAGACACGACUCAUUUUCCACAAGACAAUGUUGCAGGAUUCCAUGAAGAUCUCCUUGGAAUAGAGACCUUGCAAUGGGACACAGACCCCUCAGUGCUGCAACUCCAGUCUGACUCUGAACUUGGACGCAGACUGCACAAACUAGGGGUGUCAAAGAUUACCCAGGUUGAUUUCUUACCUCGGGAGGUGGUAUCAUACUCCAAGGAGACGCAGACACCUCUUGCCACACAUCAAUCUGAAGAGGAUGAAGAUGAUGAAGAGAUGGUGGAACCAAAAGCACAGGAUGACUUGGAGAUGGAAAAUCAAGACCAGAAGCAGGAAGUGAAAGAAGCUCCUCCUAGAGAACUGACAGAAGAAGAAAAACAACAAGUUCUCCAUUCAGAAGAGUUCCUGAUAUUUUUUGAUCGGACAAUACGUGUAAUUGAGCGAGCUUUGGCUGAAGAUUCAGACAUCUUCUUUGACUAUAGUGGCAGAGACGUAGAAGAAAAAGAUGGAGAUGUUCAAGCAGGAUCCAAUCUUUCCUUCAACCGACAAUUUUAUGAUGAGCACUGGUCAAAACAUCGUGUUGUCACCUGUAUGGAUUGGUCUCUUCAGUACCCUGAGUUGAUGGUUGCUUCUUAUAACAAUAAUGAAGAUGCUCCACAUGAGCCUGAUGGGGUAGCCUUGGUAUGGAACAUGAAGUUCAAGAAAACCACACCAGAAUAUGUGUUCCAUUGUCAGUCCUCUGUGAUGUCGGUCUGUUUUGCCCGCUUUCACCCAAACUUGGUUGUCGGUGGAACAUAUUCUGGCCAAAUUGUCUUGUGGGAUAAUCGCAGUCACAGGCGCACUCCAGUUCAGAGAACUCCCUUAUCUGCUGCUGCUCACACGCAUCCUGUGUAUUGUGUGAAUGUAGUUGGGACACAGAACGCGCACAAUCUCAUUACCGUCUCUACGGAUGGCAAAAUGUGCUCCUGGAGCCUGGACAUGCUCUCAACUCCACAGGAAAGCAUGGAGCUUGUGUACAAUAAGUCCAAACCAGUGGCAGUUACAGGAAUGGCUUUCCCAACCGGAGAUGUCAAUAACUUUGUCGUUGGCAGUGAAGAGGGAACAGUCUACACAGCUUGUCGUCAUGGAAGUAAAGCUGGCAUUGGUGAAAUUUUUGAAGGCCACCAAGGACCUGUCACAGGAAUCAAUUGUCACAUGGCAGUGGGUCCAAUUGACUUUUCUCAUCUCUUUGUCACAUCAUCAUUUGACUGGACAGUCAAAUUGUGGACCACAAAGCACAACAAGCCGCUCUACUCCUUUGAAGACAAUGCCGACUAUGUCUACGAUGUCAUGUGGUCGCCAGUGCAUCCCGCGCUCUUCGCCUGCGUGGACGGGAUGGGGCGCCUGGAUCUGUGGAACCUGAAUAACGACACCGAGGUUCCCACAGCCAGCGUCACCAUAGAAGGAGCUUCUGCCCUCAACCGUGUCCGCUGGGCCCAGGCUGGGAAGGAGGUAGCAGUUGGUGAUUCAGAAGGCCGCAUAUGGAUCUAUGAUGUUGGAGAGCUGGCUGUUCCACACAACGACGAGUGGACCCGCUUUGCUCGGACCUUGGUGGAAAUCCGUGCCAACCGAGCAGACAGCGAAGAGGAAGGGGCGGUGGAGCUGUCAGCCUAGAGGAAGAGGAGCCGCAGCGCCUGCUGCCGCCAGAACAGCAGCUUUCACCCGCUGAGUACACCGGUGUUCAGUGUCAGUCAGUCUUGCUGUGGCUUUUGAUGCCAGUGUACAUGCCAGUAUUGCUCACAGCAUUCUAUAUUAAUCACACUGCUUUACACAAGGCUGAAAAUAUCCAGAGCAUUUUCAUACUUUAUAUUUCUGUCUGAAAAGUAAGAAAGAAAAGACAAAUCAACCCUUUAUGGGUUUAGUUGUUGCCUUUUAACUACUUAGUAGCUGUAUUUAAUAGCUAGGAACCCCUGGUUAAACUUGUGCUCACAUUGCCCUUCUGGCAUAGUCCUAUUAAAUCCAUAUGAAGCCAGAUAUGAUUAUGUGCAGAUGUGGUGUGCUUCACUGUAUGGGACUGGGCCAAAGACUUUAGAUGUGGUGUUUCACAUGGUGACUUACAUUAUGAAUGGAUGUACUAUACGAAAGUUGCUGCUCCUUAUUUAUUGCGGUGUGCUGCAUGGAACAUAUUUAUUUGAAAGCAUUAAAAUAAACGAUCCUAAAGCAUGUGCAUAAUGAGAGAACUGCAUUGUCUGUGUGCUGCUGUAGAGGUUACAUUAAAGUCCACGUAACAAUUACAGUACAUCAGUUGUGCUUAAGAUAUAAGAUCUAUAAAGGUUGGCUUGAGUGGAUGGAAUGAGUUUCCUUUCCUUUUUUUUUUUAAGAUGCCUAUUAUUUCUAGGCACUUUAAAUAUAUUUCAAAUACAGUUGGUCACUGAUACUUGUCAUGCAAGUUAACACUAACAGUCUGACAAAGGGUUGUGGUUCCCGAGUAUGACACUAGUAUUUGCCAAUAAAAUGUAUCAGGCCUGUUC